UUCCUACGCCACACCACUGGAGAAAGUUCAGAGAAGCCCGUUAUUAUUCGUUUUGAUUCGGCAGAAAGGAUUUUGGGAGUUAGCCGACCGAGGACAAUGCUCGUAGUCAUCGAGUGUCACUCGCCACCGCAGCCUAUCGCCAGUUCCGCGGGUGGCGAAGUGUUUUCCCCGACAUCCCAUGAUCUAAAGUUGGGGCUGUUAUCGCGUCAGCGGCCUUUCAGAAAUUUAAAUCACCAACACUGGUAUCCAACGCCUCCUCACACAUUCAGACAAAACCUCCACCAGCCCCCACAAUCCCCAAAAGUGUCUUGUACAGUACUCAGAGACCAAUCCCUAAAUUGGGCAGAGGAUCCGUUGGUUCGUCGCCAUUAAUUAUGGUCAACGUCUUAGUUCUGGGGGGUAAUCUGCAUCUUCCCGAUGUCUUCUCACCGACUAACUUAUUUCACUCCUAGGCCACGGUAAAAUUGCCCAAGUAAUCUCCAGAAUCUUAGGACAGAAAGGGCACCAAGUCACCUCCGUCAUCCGCGACCCAUCCCAGUCAGCCGUGGUUGGAUCUCUCCACAAAAACGUUACCCCGCUCGUCUCCUCCCUAGAAGAAUCCACCCCAUCCAGCAUUCAAAAAGAAAUGGAGAAUAUUAAUUGGGUCGUCUGGUCCGCCGGUGCCGGAGGUAAGGGCGGCCCCCAAAGGACCAAAGCCGUUGACGAGAUUGCUGCGAAGAAGUACAUCGACGCAGCGGCGGAGGCUCCGUCCGUCGAUACAUUUUUAAUGGUGUCGGCCUCGGUCGCAAGACGGGCGCCAGCAAGUUGGUGGGGUGAGAGGGAUGUCGAAACUUACAAGGAUAUCUUGGCUACUAUUGGGGAGUAUUGUGAGGCUAAGACCGUCGCCGAUGAGCAUUUGUACGAGGUUGGAAGGAAUCUGGUGAUUAGAGAUAUUUGUCUCAGGCCUGGGAGGUUGAGUGAUAACUCGGCGACUGGGUUGGUAUGUCUAGGGAAGUGUAAAACUGCUGGAGAGGUUACAAGGGAGGAUGUGGCCGACGUAGCUGUCAGACUCUUAGAGAGUGAUGUCGUUGGGGGAUUGUGGAUUGAUAUGAUCGGCGGAGAUAAGAAGGUUGAGCAGGAGGUAUGAUAGAAAGAGUGGUUCGGGAUAAGGUCACUACGAAGGAAUGAUGGGCUCCUAGUGGUACGCUCGAGUACUGUACCGGUAGCCUUCGCUCCUGUUUCUCAGAUCGGAAAUAUCAGGGUAGACUGUCGAAAUUGGCGGUCUUUUAAAAGCUUG
Molecule: messenger RNA, 1276 nt
Organism: Tuber aestivum (summer truffle)
Lineage: Eukaryota; Fungi; Ascomycota; Pezizomycetes; Pezizales; Tuberaceae
Source: the annotation of a GenBank genome assembly